Messenger RNA from Plenodomus lingam JN3, 3051 nucleotides. RefSeq lists its product as uncharacterized. The record is from RefSeq and is a predicted model, not a curated record. Gene Ontology annotation, molecular function: L-rhamnonate dehydratase activity; magnesium ion binding. Gene Ontology annotation, biological process: carbohydrate catabolic process. Lineage: Eukaryota; Fungi; Ascomycota; Dothideomycetes; Pleosporales; Leptosphaeriaceae.
AUGCCUUCCACCAAAGAAACUGGCAGCGCUGCGCGCCCGUUCCCUACUAUCAAGCACGUGCGGACAUUCCUCACACGAGGCCCUGGUAGUGGUGGUGAUUACCACAAUGUCGAGGGCGGCCAUUGGUUGAUCGACUCCAAGAUCUCGACCCCAAUGAGCCAGUAUGAGCAGUACCGAACGUCAAGGACAAGCUGGGGAAUCAAUGUCCUGGGAUCAUUCUGUGUGGAGAUUGAGGCUACUGAUGGGACCAAAGGCUUUGCCACUGGUUUUGGAGGGCCCCCAGCGUGCUGGCUGGUAGCCGAGCAUUUUGAGCGAUUCUUAAUUGGUCAAGAUCCACGGGAUACAAACCACCUUUUUGAGCAGAUGUACCGUGGCUCUAUGUUCUACGGCAGAAAGGGACUCCCAGUCGCCGUCAUCUCGGUGAUUGACCUUGCUAUUUGGGAUCUUCUCGGCCAUAUCCGCCAAGAGCCAGUUUACAAGAUGAUUGGUGGAGCUACACGAGAGCGCCUCAACUUCUAUUGCACCGGGCCGGAGCCAGCAGCAGCAAAGGCUAUGGGCUUCAUUGGUGCUAAAGUGCCACUUCCAUAUGGCCCUGGUGAGGGUGUCGAAGGUUUGAAGAAGAAUGUCGAGUUCCUCACGAAGCACCGUGAGAGUGUCGGACCCGAUUUCCCGUUGAUGGUCGACUGUUACAUGUCUCUCAACGUAUCCUACACCAUCGAGGUUGUCAAGGCCACUGAACACCUCAACCUUAAUUGGUGGGAGGAAUGCCUGUCUCCCGAUGACACGGACGGUUUCGAACAGAUCAAACGUGCUCAUCCUCGUAUGAAGUUCACAACUGGCGAGCACGAAUACAGCAGAUAUGGUUUCCGAAAGCUGAUCGAGGGCCGCAAUCUGGACAUCUUGCAGCCCGAUGUGAUGUGGGUAGGAGGCAUGACGGAGCUUCUCAAGAUUGCAGCGAUGGCCUCUGCAUACGACAUUCCUGUCGUCCCUCACGCCAGUGGACCAUACUCUUACCACUUUGUUGUGACCCAGCCGCAGUCACCCUUCCAAGAAUACCUUGCGAACAGCCCGGACGGCAAGUCAGUUCUACCGGUGUUUGGCGACUUGUUCCUGAACGAGCCCGUACCGACCAAGGGUUACUUGGACGUCAAGACGCUUGAUCUCCCCGGCUUUGGUCUGGUACUGAACCCCAAUGCCGGCCUCAUCGACGCCAGCCGCAUUCUCAACCCUGCGCCUGUCAAGUCACUGAAGUCAAUCGAGGAACAGCAGGCAGAAAAAGUUGACGCUAAUGGCACAUUUGGUGUAUGCAGUGCAAUUGCGCCGCAUUACGUGCAGCAUGCAGCGGGACUUUUUGCUCGCUGCCCGGUACCGGUAAUUGCCUUUGACGAUUCUGGCGUUGGUGGACUGGUCGUUGCGAGGAAUCGUACUGCCAGCUCAAGUACUGUCGGCAGCAAGACCCUUGCCUUCACCCCACCAUUGCCCCGCCAAAACAACAUCAUGGAGGCUGUUAAGGACACUAUCCACAGUGCGCUCGAGAAGCUUCACAUUACAGGAGGGUCUGCUCAAGGUGCCUCCGUCAAGGAGCCCUCUGAGCAGGAGUUCAAUCAGUUGAGAUCCAAGUAUGAGAAGGCUGGACAGGAACAAGUCUUUGCAUUCUACGACAAGCUCUCUACCGCUGAGAGGGCCGGCCUUUUCGAGCAACUGAGCAACUUCAAUCCCGACUACAUCAACGAAAUCACCGAGCGUGCACUGCACCCCGCCAAGUCAGAGUCCACCGAAGCUGAUAAACUCGAGCCGCUGCCACAAGAUGCCACAUCUUCCAUCCUCGACUCUUCGCAGGAGAACCUCGACAAAUGGUAUGAAAGUGGUCUAGCUUUGAUCGCGGAGAACAAGGUAGCCGUCGUCUUGAUGGCUGGUGGCCAGGGCACACGCUUGGGUAGCUCUGCGCCCAAAGGCUGCUUUGAUAUUGGGCUCCCCAGUAAGAAGAGCCUUUUCCAGCUACAGGGUGAAAGAAUCAAGAAAGCGGAGCUGCUAGCAGCAAAGAAGCAUGGCAAGGACAGCGUCAUCAUUCCCUGGUAUGUCAUGACCAGUGGACCUACUCGAGGACCCACUGCCAAGUUCUUCGAGGAACACAAUUUCUUCGGCCUCAAGAAGGAGAACGUCGUGAUCUUUGAGCAAGGUGUUCUACCAUGUAUUUCAAAUGAAGGCAAGAUCCUGCUCGAGAGCAAGUCCAAGGUUGCUGUCGCUCCUGAUGGCAACGGAGGUCUUUACCAGGCUCUGAUCCAGUCUGGCGUUGUCCAAGAUAUGGGCAAGCGAGGAAUCAAACACAUCCACGCUUACUGCGUCGACAACUGCCUUGUCAAGGUAGCAGACCCUGUCUUCAUUGGUUUCUCGGCAUCGAAGAAUGUCGAUAUUGCCACCAAGGUCGUUCGCAAGCGUAAUGCGAAAGAAUCGGUGGGCCUUAUCUUGCAGAAGAAUGGAAAGCCCGACGUUGUGGAAUACAGCGAAAUCUCUACCGAAGACGCCGAAGCGAAGGAUCCCAAGGACUCUGAGCUACUGAAGUUCCGCGCCGCCAACAUUGUCAACCACUAUUAUUCAUUCAGCUUCCUUGAGAGCAUUCCCGAGUGGGCGAAGAAGCUGCCCCACCACAUUGCCCGCAAGAAGAUUCCACAUGUCGAUACGGAGACUGGCGAGACUGUUAAGCCGGAAAAGCCAAAUGGCAUCAAGUUGGAGCAGUUUGUAUUUGACUGUUUCCCAUUCCUUACACUUGACAAGUUUGCAUGCAUGGAGGUCAAGCGUGAGGACGAGUUCUCACCUCUCAAGAACGCGAGGGGAACUGGCGAGGAUGACCCAGAUACGAGCAAGCAGGACAUCAUGAGCCAGGGUAAGAAGUGGGUGCAAGCUGCGGGAGCUACUGUUGUGAGCGAAGAUCCCAAGGCGGGCGUCGAAGUGUCACCACUCAUCUCCUACGGCGGAGAAGGCCUCGACUUCCUCAAGGCGCGCACGAUCAAAGCGCCUGCAGUGAUUGAGUCUGAGGAGCCUCGGGACUAG